Quercus robur (English oak) is the source of this 2565-nucleotide messenger RNA. RefSeq lists its product as uncharacterized. The transcript has 3 exons. The coding region runs from base 218 to 2212 and encodes 664 amino acids. Gene Ontology annotation, molecular function: protein dimerization activity. NCBI's taxonomy places the organism in Eukaryota, Viridiplantae, Streptophyta, Magnoliopsida, Fagales, Fagaceae. The record is from RefSeq and is a predicted model, not a curated record.
CGCCCCAACCCUUUUGGCCAUCACCCCCCAAAUAAACAAGGAAAACCACUGGACAAUGCCCGCGAAACAAAUUGCAAAUUCGGUCUAAAACCAAAAAAAAAAAAAACAAAGCAAAUCACAAAACCCUACCAAAACAAAUCAGAAAACCCAAAUAUCACUCUCUCGCUCACUCCACCGUGUCACCGCCGUUGGCGUCUCCACCUCUCCAGUCGAGAUCAUGGGAAAGUCAACUACAAUGUUUGAUUAUUUCAAAAGACAAAAAACAGAUAAUUUAGAAGCCAAAACUGAUGAUCCCACGUUGCCGAGUGCCAGUGUUGAUGAUGUCCCAAUUUCUGAAAAUCCCAACUCAUUUCAUAGAGUUUUGGAGAGCUCAUGUGAGGAUGAUCAAGUGCUUGACAAUUUCACUUCUGAACAAAUUGCAAAUGACCGGCUGCUAUUAAAGGUCACCAUUGAUGUUGUCAAAUUGCUUGCAUUCCAAGGUCUUCUGUUUGAUGAUUUCACUGGUUUAAUCAGUCACGAAAAAUUCCGUUCACUUUUGGAUAUGGUGGCAUCAUUUAAUGAAAAGGUUACUGAAGUGAUGAAUAGAGCUCCUGAGAAUGCGUGUUACAAAUCACCUGAUAUCCAAAAAGAAAUUUUACAUGUUUUUUCAAACAAGGUGAGAAAGGCAAUUCGUGAAGAAAUUGGUGAUGCAAAGUUUUGCAUAAUUGUUGAUAAAUUUUAUGAUGUGUCAUGGAAUGAUAUAAUUGCUAUUGUUUUAAGGUUUGUAGACAAAGACGGCUUUGUGCAGGAACGUUUUUUUGGGUUAGUUCGUGUCUCUAACUUUUCGGCAUUAACCCUAAAAGAUGGGAUAUAUUCUGUUUUGUCUCAUCAUUGUCUAAAUAUCCAAAAUAUUCGAGGACAGGGGUAUAAUAGGGCAAGUAAUAUGAGAGGGGAGUGGAGUGGAUUACAAGCUUUAGUUUCAAAUGAUUGUCCAUAUGCUUACCAUGUCCAUUGUUUUGUACAUUGCAUGCAAUUAGCGAUAGCGGCAGCAUCAAAGAACGUUAUCCCUGUUCAAAGUUUUUUCAUGAAAUUAACUUCUGUUGUCAAUGUUGUUGGUGAGUGUAAUGAGAAACUAAAAAGUUCUUAUGCUGCUGAAAUUGCACAUAUGAUUGACAUGGUUGAGCUUGAAUCUGGAAGGGGAUUUGAUGAGAUUAGCACUUUGCAAUGGGCUGGAGAUACUCGUCGGAGUUCUCACUUGAAAUCGUUUUCUAGCUUGAUAAAAAUAUUCAAUCCAAUCUGUGAAAUUUUACUUGAGGUCAUUGAUGACGGAACUAGUUCCCAACGAGGAGAGGCAGACUUAGCUUAUGAGGAAUUGACAUCAUUUGAAUUUGUGUUCAUUUUGCAUCUAAUGAAAGAAGUUAUGGAGAUCACUAAUUCGUUUUGUCAAGCUUUGCAAUGCCAGUCUCCAAACAUUUUAAAUGUCUUGCAUUUUGUUUCAUUCACUAAAGUACUUAUCCAAAAAUUCAGAGAUGAUGGAUGGGAUGGCUUACUUACCACUGUGAAAUCAUUUUGUAAGGCAUGCAACAUAGAUGUCCCAGAUAUGAAUGCUCGUUAUGUUCGGUUUCGAGGUGUAGCUCGUCAUCAAAAAGAUUACUUUACAAUUGAGCAUCAUUACCGAGUAAAUAUUUUUAAUGCUACAAUAGAUUCUAUAGUUCAAGAAUUAAAUCGUCGGUUUAGUGAGCAUGUAGUGGAACUACUUCGUCUUAGCUCAGCUCUUGAUCCUAGAGAAGCAUGUGAAUCUUUUAGAAUCGAAGAUAUUUUAUUGUUGGUAAACAAGUUUUAUCCACAAGACUUCACAGACCAUGAAAAGCAACAACUGAAAGUGGAACUUGAUCAUUAUGAGCAUGAUGUAGUUCGGCAUCCGGACUUCAAAAAGCUGUCAACUAUUUCUGAAUUGUGCCAAUGGUUGGUAAAAACUAGAAAAUCAAUAGACUACCAUCUUGUUUAUAGAGUGGUUAUACUUGUGCUUACUCUUCCAAUUUCUAUUGCAACUACGGAGCGAGCAUUUUCAGCCAUGAAUAUUGUCAAAACUUGGCUUGUAGACAAAGUGCAAGAUGAUUUUCUGGCGGACUCUUUGAUUUUGUAUAUGGAGAGGGAGACUGCUGCAAAAUUUAGUUUAGAAUCAAUCAUCGAUGAUUUUCAAGAUUUCAAAGAACGUCGAGUUCCAUUUUGAUAGACAGCCAUUUGUAGAUAGCGAUCACUUCAUCCACAAGGAUUUUAUACCACAAGAAUAUGCUAUACUAGUACCUGUUUUUACCAGUGCGGUGAGUCUCUGUUUCUUAUGUGUGUUUAUUGGAUUAGUGAUGCUCAGAUCCAAAAAGAAGAAGGCUUGAUGCAAAAUUUCUUCCAUUUUUCACUUGUUCGGAGGGUAACUUAGAAAUUUACUUAUUUUCCUUGUUUGUUUUUCCUCCCCCAACACAUUUUCUAGUCUGGAUGAUUGUUUAGUUUUGAAUUUGCUGCAGCUUGCAGAUUUUGUAUAUCGGUAUCAUUUCUAAUACUAUUGGAAGCUCACAUUUCAGUCUAUUA